AUGGCCGCUCAGGCUGACGUUCCGGGACUGCUUAGCAGGCUUGCAGCAGUAUGCUUGGCGAAUUCCGGAGCCCCAGAGAAUGAAAUUUCACAGCGCCAAGUGUACAUGCUGAAGAUGAUGGCUGGAAUUUUGGGCAGCAAUGCGUAUGCUCGCAGUGGACUCGAGGGCGGAGGCGACGAUACGGCCCUUCUCCACACCUUGCGCAAGGAGAUGGAAGCCGCUGGUGCCGAUAAAAGCAAGCUCGACAAGUUAAGCAGCGUCGGCGAGAUCUUGGUGCUUAUAUUUCCUGACAUCUAUGGCACCAUUUGCCGAGCUUCCGCGCGCACGCCAAAGCCGACUUGUGCUGUCAUGCUAACGGAGCUAUGCAACCGACUUAGCCCAAGCGGCGGUCGGCCUGGCCUGACGCCCCGCCUUCGCACAUCGCUGCUGGUGCUUUUGCGUCAGCUGCAUAGAGAGGGCCGGCAGAUGGGCAGUAGCGGCACAGGGGGCCGCAUCGCCCCGACAUUCAGCCUUACGCAGGCCGUGCAACUCGGUGGCCUACCGCCAACCUUUGCCCCGCCGCCGGCGCCUUUCGGCAUGCAGCACCAACAACAGCAGGCGGCGCAGCAACAGCAGCAGCAGCGCACCGGCUUUCAACGGCCCUCCUCCGUGGCGUCGUCUUAUGCUGGGUCGGCUUCCGGGGCGCCGGUGCUGCGCCCCACCAGCGUUCUGACCCCCUCGGAAAUGGGUGAUGACCCCAUGAUGCUAUCCGUGGAGGGUAGCCGGGCGUCGCUCAUGGGCGCACAAGGCGUAGGUGGCGGCGCCGGCGGUGAGGGCGAGUACCUGACCCGCAGCUCCUCCUUCGCCGCCAUGCCGGGUGCUGGCCCCUCGGGGGAUCCGUUCAUGACCGGCGCCGGAGCCAACAUGUCGGCGACCACGGAGCCCUCCCUGGUUCGCGACGUGCUGUACGCCGCCCAGGGCGUCCGCGGCCGCGUGGUGGGCUGGGUGCCCGGGCUACCUGGCGCGCCUCGGGACCUGACCUCCGGCUUCCGUCCCGAUGGGGCCACUGCAGCGGGCCUGGGGCCGGGUACGGCCAUGCUGCUGGAGAGGUUGACGGAGCUUGGCUGGCUCUUCAGACGCGUCCGAGAGCACAUAUCCGCCUGCUCUGGCUAUGGCCAGGCUAGCGUACGGCAGGCGCUGGGGGCGGCGCUUGCGGCCGAGGUGGGCGACUACUACCGGCUGCUGGCGCUGCUGGAGGCGCAAGCAAGGGUGCCGCUGCCCACUCCAGCCGGCGGCGGUCAGUACCUGACGCUCCGUCGGCUGGUGUGUUGGCUGUCAGAGCCGUUACGCCGCAUGCGGCUGCUGGCGGCGGUGGGCGACGCGGCUGAAGGGCUGGAGGGCGGCGCUCUGGCGGGGGCGGUGUACGAGUUCUCGCGGCACGGGGAUCCGUUUGUGGCGGCCAACGCGGCCAAGCUGCUGCAGCAGGUCUGCGUGCCGCUGUACGGCAUCAUCCGUCGCUGGGUGUUGGAAGGCCAGCUCGACGAUCCGUACAACGAAUUCUUUGUCGUACAGCACGCUGCCGCGGCAGCGGUAUCAGCUGCGCUCGCGGCCGCCAACACUGCCGCCGCCGCCGCCGCCACCGGCGUCGGCGGCGUCCCGGGGUCCGCGGCAGCGUCCGUACCCCUCGGUACGGCCGCUGUGCCUCCCCACCUGGACCUUUGGCGUCAGAGCUACGGGCUUGAUGAGUCACGGCUUCCGCCCUUCAUCGGUCCCUCCCUGGCGCAACGGAUCUUACGUGCCGGCAAGGCCAUUCAUUACCUGAACCUUGCUUGCGGUGACGGCGGCUGGGUGCAGCAGCGCGCUGAGGCGUGGGCGCGGGAGCCGCCGGCGGCGACGGCAGCCGCGGCGCCCGGCGGUACCGGGGAGCUGGCAGGCCUGGAGGGGCUUGUGUCCGCUGCCGUACGCUCCGUGGACGAGCGGCUGAUGACCGUCAUUUGGCGCCACCACCGGCUGCGGGCCCACUUCGCUGCCAUCCGGCGCUUCCUGCUGCUUGGUCAGGGCGACUGGGUCACCGCCUUCAUGGACAUGGCUCAGCGCGAGCUGGACAAGCCCGCCUCUGACGUUAGCGAGGUACAGCUGAAUAGCUGCCUUCGCCAAGCCCUCAUCGCCACCAACGUUCCGGGCGGGGCAGCGGCCGGAGGGGGAGGUGGAGGCGGGGCCGGGCUGGCGACGGUGAAUCGCGGACUGGCCUCCGCCGCGGCGGCGGGCCUUAUGGCGAUGGGACUUGGUGGUGGUGGUGGUGGCGGUUUCGGAGCGGUCGAAGGACCCGGAGGUCCCAGUGGUCCGGGUGGCGGUGGUGGAGAGUAUGGGGAGGCGGAUGACGACGCAGCGGCGAUGGGGAUGUUGGUGGAGCGGUUGAGGGUGCGGAAGGAGAAGGCUGCGGGAGCGGGGGAGACCGGCUGGGACGUGUUUGGUCUGACUUACAACCCCGCGGCGGGGCUGCCGUCCGGCGCUGCCUUCACCGGCGGCGCCGCCAUCGCCGUCACCGCCGUCGCAAUGCCCAUCGCCGCCAACUCGGGUCCCCUCUCCGCGCUUUUUACCCGUACGGCAAUGUUGUCGUACGAGCAGUUAGCUCGGUUACUGUGGCGGCUGAAACGGGCGGAGCAUGCGUUGUCUUCCACUUGGGGAGCGGCGGCGUGUGGCUUGCAGCGAAUGGUGGACAAAAUGGGUGCAGACGGCUUUAUGGUUCAGCCCGUCCUCGCCAUGUUGCUGCGGCUGCGAUCGGACAUGAGCCAUUUCGCCACCAACCUGCAGUACUACAUUCAAUUUGAGGUCAUGGAGGCAUCUUGGCAGGAUUUCUACUCCCGCGCCGCCGCCUGCACCGACCUGGACUCCCUCAUCGCGGCACACGAGGUCCACCUGGCUACUCUGCUGCGUAAGGCCUUUCUGUCCAACGACGGGCCGGUCCAGGGGGGCCCGGCAGGAGCAGGCAGCAUGGAGGGCAGCGCCGCGGCGGGAGGGGCGGCUGCGGCUGUGGAGGGAGCCCCCGGCCAGGCGGCGCCCGGCGGUGGCACAGCCGGAGGGGCUCCUGGUCCCAGCAUGGCUUUGUUGCGUAGAGCGUUGCAGCAACACAUGCACGCCUGCACGUCUGCCUGUGAGCAUCAAGCUGUUUUGGUAAAGCCCACAGACUUACAGGACGAGGCAGCAAACGUUCGAAAGGGUAAUGUAAAGCUGCAUAUGGUCUUUGUAUUAAUUGUCAAUAAGGACGCCCUCUCCAACAUGGUCUCCCUUCGAGCUGUGGCAGCCCGCCUAGAGGAGCUCGUGGCGGGCGGCGCCCGACUGCUAGCAGCCAGGGCCACACAGGCCAAGGCCCGAAUGGCGCGUGGCGACUGGGGCAACAACGCCUCCACCUCUUCCGCCGCUGCUGCUGCUGCUGCCGGUGGAAAGUCCGUCAAGGGGCUGCCGGGGCUGGGCGGUGCAGAUCCGCCCAUUGCGCCCUCUUCGCUGGCGGACGUACGGCAGACGUUGGUGGAGCUCGGUGCUCAACACACGCGGGCUGUGGCGGAGUUCACGGAGAACCUGCCCGAGGAGGCGAGCCGGGAGACGCAGCCGAAUUGGGGUUUUAUAGCUGCGGGCGAUUGGCCUGGUGGUGAAGCUCGUAAGGCUCAGGAUGAUGUUCGGUUCCUACUCGCCCGUUUGGACUUCAGUGCCAAGGGGGUGCAGACGAGCGGGAGUCUGGUGGCAGGACUGGCGCUGUGA
Volvox carteri f. nagariensis is the source of this 3738-nucleotide messenger RNA. It is a transcript of the gene gcp3, whose product is annotated as gamma tubulin interacting protein. NCBI's taxonomy places the organism in Eukaryota, Viridiplantae, Chlorophyta, Chlorophyceae, Chlamydomonadales, Volvocaceae. Gene Ontology annotation, molecular function: microtubule minus-end binding; gamma-tubulin binding. Gene Ontology annotation, biological process: cytoplasmic microtubule organization; spindle assembly; meiotic cell cycle. The record is from RefSeq and is a predicted model, not a curated record. Bases 1 to 3738 code for a protein of 1245 amino acids. Gene Ontology annotation, cellular component: gamma-tubulin small complex; centrosome; spindle pole. The transcript has 17 exons.